UUCGAAACAAGUUCUCUUCCAUGUCCCCACCCUCCUAAAACCGUAGAGACCCUAAACCAGUGAGCUUCAAGAAGUUAUUAUUUCCAGAGCAUACUUGAUGUAAUUUAAUACAAGAAGAAUAUCUUUAAUAAACGCCUUUUUCUAUAGUUAUGUGCCGAAAUGGAGGAUUUAUUAAUUAAUGCUCGUCACCAUUUGUGUAUGCGGAAUCCCAAGUUCAUUCGUAUCGGUCUUCGACAAUUGGAAUCCAUUCUAUACCAUAUUGCACGACCUAGUAAUAUUCAUGACAAGAUUCCGAAAGAGAUCUUUUUAAAGCUGCAAGACUCCCAUCUAUACAACUCUGUUGUUCCUUGUAUAUAUGCGCUGGACAGCCUUUUGGAUUAUCAACAAAAUGAUGAAGCUUAUUUUGAAGACUAUGUCUUCAUUCAACGUUUAAUGGAUGAUUUGUUGCAUGUUAUUGAAGGCCUGGUAUUAAUCCAUCCUAUGUCUCAAUUGUUUUUUGAGGAUAAAACCACCUUACACCUUUUUAUACAGAUAUUGGAACCAAGUCAGAUUAGAAACCUUCAAGUGGCAGCUUUAAAAGCACUCGUAUGUAUUAUGGUGGACCGUCCUCUUGUUGUCCGACUGUUUGAGUCAAUUGGUGGUCUACACCAUAUUUGCAUGUUAUUUAAGCACAAACAAACUAGUCAGGAUACUCGUUUACAAAUCCUUGAAUUUUUUUAUUUUUAUUUAUCUCCGGAACCUUACAAUAUGGAGGAUUUACCCUACCGUAAAACCCGAGCGGAAAAGCAAGUCUAUCUUUCAAAAUAUCUUUCCAAUGUUCAUGACUUACGGAAAGACCUAGAUACUUUUAAACCUUUUGGUAAAUUAGACGAGACAUUUGAUUGAAAUUUUGGAACAUCUACUUUAUUUCUAUUGCAUUUUCAGAUUAAUUGAAUUCCAUUCAUACCCAUAAGUUAGAUUAUUUUCAUAUCAAUAAAUUAUUUUUAGCAUGUCAAGUCAAUGCGAUCCCAUAUGUCAAGAAUCCA
Molecule: messenger RNA, 1025 nt
Organism: Schizosaccharomyces octosporus yFS286
Lineage: Eukaryota; Fungi; Ascomycota; Schizosaccharomycetes; Schizosaccharomycetales; Schizosaccharomycetaceae
Product: SIN component Cdc14
Exons: 1
Coding region: 160-885 (241 amino acids)
Source: RefSeq, a predicted model, not a curated record